CCUUCCCUGUGGGAACAGGCUGAGAGAGCUGGGGCUGAUAGCGGCCUUUGAGUCUCUAAAAAGGGGCUGUAAGAAAGAAGGGGACAGGGUCUUUAGCAGGGUCUCUGCUGAUAGGACAAGGGGAAACGGGACCAGUGUGGGGCUAAAGGGUGGGCCCGGGGCACCUGUGACAUCACAGGAGACAACUCACAGUGCGGGGAGGGUAUCAGUGCAUUCAGCAGGCGGUGCUCCUGCACUUUGGCCCGGGCCAGCGACCAUGGAUUUGGCGUUUGUCCUCGCCUUCCUUCUGCACAGUGUGCGCAAUGGUGGUGAAGAGUUUGAGGCGGACACGUUCGUCCGCAUGCAGCAGCGCCAGCUGUUUCUGCAAGAGCAGAUGACGCGGCAGCUGCAGGAGAUAGAGCGUCUGAACCAGGAGCAGAGCGGGACGGAUUUGCUAGCCCAGCUCUUUGCUGCCUUGCCAUCCUGGCAGUAUGGGGCCUUGGCUGCAGCGCUCGCCAUGCUCUUGGUGCUCAUCAGACUGCUCUGGAAAAGGACACAACUCAUGAAGGUCAAAGCCGGAAGCGAGAAGGAGGAGGGUGCCACGGAAGAGGAGGAAGACCCCAGUGACCUUUCAUUUUCCAAGUGGGAUCGUACGUGCACGGCGGUGCAGGAGCUGGUGGACGACCUCCUCAGUGUCUGCCAGGCGUCUCCGAGGAGCGAUUUCAUGCUGCGGCUGCAGAUGUCGGAAGGGGUGAGCAAGGCCUCUGAAGGCAACGGUGUCCGUGGUGGGAACAUCUACGGCGUGUUCGUGCCCAUUAGGCCACCCCCGACACACAUCUUCCGCCUGGAAGAGGACCCCGAAGGGAAGAGUGGCGAAAAGGCCCUCCGCAUCCGCGUGCAGCUGAACUGCACGUGCCUUCGGGAGCAGCUGCUUGGAGACAUGCCGUGCUUCCUUCACAACCGUGCGAAGAAGCUGAAGACAGAGGAGAUGCCCAGCCUCCUAGACACCCUCUGCACCGACUCCUUCCUCGACCGGCAGAAAACCGCAGGCUGGUUCCAGGAACUGGCGACAGAAGCCUGGAAAUAUAUGCCUCAGUCAUCCACAGUCUGGCUAGAGGUGCUGCCCUCCACCUACUUCUGCAAACUCCGGCUGACCACCGCCCCCUCCAGGGUCCUCGACAUUGAGCUAAUACUCGGGCUACCAUUAGAUGACGCGGACUCCUUCCUCGUCCUCGAGUAGGCGGAGGCUCUGGUUAGGAGCAGCAUGAGGUGGCCGCGGAGGUGCGCCGCAGCACAGACGGAGUCCUUCAAGACACGGACAGGCACGGCCGGCACAACAGUUUCCACCUGAAACGUCCGCAGCUCCGCAUCCAUAACCUGGAAGGCACCAGCUUUGCCACCCAUGCCUUGAAGACAUCCGGCACGCACCUCCUCAGCACCCUCCUGGGCAAGCCGGCAUAGGACAGAUUUCCAGGCCCGCAGGUUGGGAUUCAGACUGCGGUGGCUACGAGGGGACUGACAUCCCACUUGACGCUUGCCGCUUGCCGCAGAGCUGAGCAAGCUGGACACGGAGAAGACAGCUGUCACUCUGGAGGCAGCUGCAACGGCUCCUGCACGCUUUCUCCGGCGUGAAACCACACCUGGGGGAGCCGCAUCCCAUGCGGACAAAGAGGCCGCCGCAUGGACACCUGAAGAGACUCCUGUUGCCAGCGGGGCAGGGACCACUCGGACUCGCCAAGAGCGUCCAUUUGCUCCGGGAGCUGUGGCCUCUACAAGAACACCAAUCAACGGCUUUCUUGAAGAAACGCUCUGCCGGGGAGAGCCCUGCUCUGAGCAACCUGAUGGAGCAGCAGGUGCCCCUGUUCACGGCAGAGGAGCUGGACCAGGUGACCUUUAAAGGUCCCUUCCAACUUCCACGAUUCUAUCAUUCUACGAAGACAAACAAAGCUCCACUGAAACUUUUCUCCUCACAAUACAAUCAUCUAAAAAUGCAAUUGAUUUUAAUAUCUGUAUAGAAGGUAACUAAUUGAUGAAAUGUUUAUGAUACUAAAUUAAAAAUGAAUACCCUUAAUUUUUGUGACUUUGCUUUCCUCGUAAAUGCAGUUGAUUGCGCCUUGUUAUUAUGUAUUAUUAGACACCGCCUUCAGUAGUGAAUUGCAGCAUCUAGAAUGGACUCAGGGCCACGAACCACAUGCUGUUUGAAUAACGUAGAAUUCAAUUCUUAAGUCCUCUUCCCUUUAACACCCCUUCAUUUUUCUCAAGAUGUCAGCCAGGUGGUAGCUGCCAAUCUCGCCAUGCCUCUCUGUAUCCAUUCGGCACGUAAACAAGGAAAGUAUCGGUCAGCACCUGUGGGAUAGGCAUCCAAGUGGCCUCACACUGAAACCUAAUCAAAGGGAGGCCAAAUUAUCUAGGACGUAAAUGAGGCAUAAGGUGUCGCUGAAAAAGGAGGGAGUCACUUACUAGGGAGAACUCACUCUAAAAAUAUCCCACACAGGUCAGUUAUCCCUCGUACUCAACUGGAAGGUAUCUACAACUGACUUGAGUUCAGCUUUUGAACGUAUUCAGAGUUACACUUUACAAAUAACAUGUCAUCAAAGGACCUUUAAAAUUAGAUUUGGAAAUUAUUAAUGUGAUACAGUGGAUAAAACAUUGUUCUGCAAAACCAUC
Numida meleagris (helmeted guineafowl) is the source of this 2646-nucleotide messenger RNA. Its product is annotated as inositol 1,4,5-trisphosphate receptor-interacting protein-like 1. NCBI's taxonomy places the organism in Eukaryota, Metazoa, Chordata, Aves, Galliformes, Numididae. The coding region runs from base 257 to 1219 and encodes 320 amino acids. Gene Ontology annotation, cellular component: membrane. The record is from RefSeq and is a predicted model, not a curated record. The transcript is spliced from 2 exons.